GUGGCACAUUAACAACGUACAGUGGGCGAUAAUACGAGUUCAAUGGAGUUUCCCAUCUCCUUUAAAAGUAUCUAUGUGACGGUUAGUCACAACCUAGUUAGCUUGGCUACUUGUGUCUCAGUCAGUGUUGGGAAUGCAGCCACCACUCCCACCGGAUGCAGUCAGAGAGCUGGUGUGUUCCUGUCUUCACAGGGACCCAGUAGCUGCUGAUCUGAGAUGCAGCCUGUUUGUGGCAGCUGCUCAGAACUACAAGCGGGACUCAGUUCUCAGACCCUAUCCCCCUAGAUACAUCAGAGACAGAGACACCAAGGAGUUUGAUGAGCUGCUGUCAGAUGUCAGCAGUUUGCCUGGUGUGAGGGAGCUGGUGAGACUGAGACCUGGUGAAGCUGACCAUCAUCUGGCCCUCACACACUGGGUUCUCUCCUCCAAGAGCUUUGCUGUGAAAACACUACAGAAAGACGAGUAUGCCAAGCUGUGUAACCUGACUGAGAGUGAGGGGAUCUCCACGCCUGUUCCAGACUUCCUGUUUGAGUUGGAGUACUGCGACCAGAUGAACGCUAAGUUUGAAAAGACACGGGCGGGACGCGACCUCUUCUAUGCAUUCCAUGGCAGCCGACUGGAGAACUUCCAUUCUAUCAUUCACAACGGACUACACUGCCACCUCAACAAGACGUCGUUGUUCGGAGAGGGCACCUACCUCACCAGUGACCUCAGCAUGGCGGUCCUCUACAGUCCGCAUGGCAACGGUUGGCGUGACAGUCUCCUGGGACCGUUGCUAAGCUGUGUCGCCGUGUGUGAGGUCAUCGACCACCCAGACGUUAAGUGCCAGGUGAAGAGGAAAGACUCGGAGACCAUUGACCGUCAGCGCUCCAGAGCCAGGAACAGUGAAGGAGGAGAGGUCCCUCAGAAGUACUUUGUGGUCACCAACAAUCAGCUGCUCCGAGUCAAAUACCUGCUAGUGUACUCUCAGAGAAGACACCUGUCCAGACAUUCCCGGGGCAGGUCAUGGCUAGUCAGACAUCACUUUGCCAUUAUGAUGAGUCUCUAUCUGCUGCUACUCAUCUUCAUCGGUGCCUUCAACUCCACCACAUUCCUCUCCUUCUGGAACAGGCUUUUCCGGUGACGUCACAAUCGCAGGACCACACUCUUCUGGUGACGUCACAAUGAAAUCACCGGACCUCACUAAUCACAGGACAUGGUCUUCCGUUGCUAUCACACGAGUCUCUGGUGCUUUCCUACUGCAGCCCCGGUUGGUCCAGCCUGAGGCUCUCUAUAGGCUUAUACCCCAGUGUUUCCUGGGGAAAUUGUUUCUCUUUUCCAUCCUUAGGGCUGACAUUAAGGACUUGGGAAGAGCAGUGUGUCAAGUUAAACAUCUGAAUAUUCAAACCGUUUCUUAUGAGGAAGAAUAGUUCAUAUAUACAUGGACCAUUCUUGUCAUUCAUAGUGCCUUCCAUAACACACAGAGAGAGACAGAGACAAUCAGACAGAUGGGCAAAUAGGACAUCCAUAUUAUACACUUUCCCUUUAAUCUCUUUCCUGUCUUCCACCUCUUUGUAUGUACAGUAUACAUGGUUAUUACCACUAGAGGUCGACCGA
Messenger RNA from Oncorhynchus kisutch (coho salmon), 1596 nucleotides. Its product is annotated as protein mono-ADP-ribosyltransferase PARP16. Gene Ontology annotation, molecular function: NAD+ poly-ADP-ribosyltransferase activity. Lineage: Eukaryota; Metazoa; Chordata; Actinopteri; Salmoniformes; Salmonidae. The record is from RefSeq and is a predicted model, not a curated record. The transcript has 7 exons. The coding region runs from base 134 to 1123 and encodes 329 amino acids.